Molecule: messenger RNA, 4678 nt
Organism: Homo sapiens (human)
Lineage: Eukaryota; Metazoa; Chordata; Mammalia; Primates; Hominidae
Gene: MGMT
Product: O-6-methylguanine-DNA methyltransferase
Exons: 5
Coding region: 69-692 (207 amino acids)
Biological process (GO): DNA repair
Cellular component (GO): nucleus
Molecular function (GO): methylated-DNA-[protein]-cysteine S-methyltransferase activity; methyltransferase activity; catalytic activity
Source: RefSeq, marked reviewed
AACGCUUUGCGUCCCGACGCCCGCAGGUCCUCGCGGUGCGCACCGUUUGCGACUUGGUACUUGGAAAAAUGGACAAGGAUUGUGAAAUGAAACGCACCACACUGGACAGCCCUUUGGGGAAGCUGGAGCUGUCUGGUUGUGAGCAGGGUCUGCACGAAAUAAAGCUCCUGGGCAAGGGGACGUCUGCAGCUGAUGCCGUGGAGGUCCCAGCCCCCGCUGCGGUUCUCGGAGGUCCGGAGCCCCUGAUGCAGUGCACAGCCUGGCUGAAUGCCUAUUUCCACCAGCCCGAGGCUAUCGAAGAGUUCCCCGUGCCGGCUCUUCACCAUCCCGUUUUCCAGCAAGAGUCGUUCACCAGACAGGUGUUAUGGAAGCUGCUGAAGGUUGUGAAAUUCGGAGAAGUGAUUUCUUACCAGCAAUUAGCAGCCCUGGCAGGCAACCCCAAAGCCGCGCGAGCAGUGGGAGGAGCAAUGAGAGGCAAUCCUGUCCCCAUCCUCAUCCCGUGCCACAGAGUGGUCUGCAGCAGCGGAGCCGUGGGCAACUACUCCGGAGGACUGGCCGUGAAGGAAUGGCUUCUGGCCCAUGAAGGCCACCGGUUGGGGAAGCCAGGCUUGGGAGGGAGCUCAGGUCUGGCAGGGGCCUGGCUCAAGGGAGCGGGAGCUACCUCGGGCUCCCCGCCUGCUGGCCGAAACUGAGUAUGUGCAGUAGGAUGGAUGUUUGAGCGACACACACGUGUAACACUGCAUCGGAUGCGGGGCGUGGAGGCACCGCUGUAUUAAAGGAAGUGGCAGUGUCCUGGGAACAAGCGUGUCUGCCCUUUCUGUUUCCAUAUUUUACAGCAGGAUGAGUUCAGACGCCCGCGGUCCUGCACACAUUUGUUUCCUUCUCUAACGCUGCCCUUGCUCUAUUUUUCAUGUCCAUUAAAACAGGCCAAGUGAGUGUGGAAGGCCUGGCUCAUGUUGGGCCACAGCCCAGGAUGGGGCAGUCUGGCACCCUCAGGCCACAGACGGCUGCCAUAGCCGCUGUCCAGGGCCAGCUAAGGCCCAUCCCAGGCCGUCCACACUAGAAAGCUGGCCCUGCCCCAUCCCCACCAUGCCUCCCUUCCUGGCUGUGUCCAUGGCUGUGAUGGCAUUCUCCACUCAGCAGUUCCUAGCAUCCCACACCCAGGUCUCACUGAAAGAAAGGGGAACAGGCCAUGGCAGUCAGUGCUUACAGAGGUUUUCUAGCUUUGUUUCCUACCUGCCAAAAAGGCUAAUGCAAGAUGCAUCCACUUAUGGUCUGUAUCAGGUGAAUAGAAAAUAACCAUUUGCCAAGAUUUGGAAAGACAGAGAGCUCUCUGGACACGGGUUCGAUGGAGCUUGCACCUCUCUGAGAGCUGAAGUCAAGUCUCACCCUCUCUCCAUACUCCCUGGCCUAGUGUGCUCUGGGCAGCAGGUAGGAAGGGACAGGGACCUCUCAUCUCAAGGGCUGCCCCAAAGGGCCCUCAGGGACCAUGGGCCUGUUAGGACCCCAGCACCCCAGUGUCGAUCCUGGAAGUCAAAGGUCACGACUGUGGGGGGCCAGCUCAUGUCACUGAUGGCAGCAGGCAGGGUUUCCAGCAUGGGCGGUGCGCUGCUGUCUGAUACUUCAUUAUUGUGUUGUCAUCCUAGCUGUAUAAUUAACUAUAUCCAAAAGCCGGAAGGGAAACCUGUAGCUCUGCAUAUGGAGAAAUAAAACAGAGCAUAUGAUGUAUAGAGAAAAUGAACUGCACCCAGCUGUGCACUAGAGCGCCAUGUUCUUACCCAGCAUUCCUUGCCACGGUGUGAACCACAGCAGGGAAGCUCGCAUGGUUCUACACGUCACCGAGGCCUGGAUGAAAAUGUGGCCUCACGAUGUGUAUGGUUGGGACCCGCCUUCUAUUUCAUUUUAUCUUAACACCAACGAAAGAAAACCGAUUUCAGACGUUUUUCGCUGAUUUAUGAUUUAUUAUAUCCCUUUCUGGCAUCAGCCAAAAUCUCGGUUUUUCCUAUGACAUGAAGUGAUGUGACUCUUACCCCGUUGUCUUAACUCUUGGUAUUUUUGAAGCAGGAUAAGUCACACAGCGGGUCACGUAGACACGUGCUGUUUUGUGGGACAGGCCCUGGGCCUCCUUGCUCCUGGCAGGCCUCAGGUGCCGCACGCCGCGUCACCGUCAGGACUCGCAGGCUGUCUGGUCAUUUUUGACGUUGCUGAAGGUGAGUGGGAAAAGCUGGGUGCACUCUGCCCCAAAGGUGGUGCCCUGUGUCCCCCACAGAUGAUGGCCCUCCCCAGUGAUGGCCGGUCACCAGGCACGGCUUUCCCCUCUGCAUGAACAGAACAGAAGCUUCUGGCUCUCCAAGGCAGCAGCUUGGGGCCUGGUGGCCCGGGUGUGCGAGCCGCGAGUGCUUUCCAACAGAGGGCACCAGAGCCGUGCGGUGUGCUGUGGAGACCCCAGCACCACUUCCCCUGCUGGAGGAUGGAUUUGAAGGAGGGUGGCUGGGCGGCACCCCGAUGGCUCCCUGUGCUCCCUGAGACCCUACAGGCCGCCCUCUGCAGCCACACCUGGACCGGCAGGCAUGCACGCUGCAGGCAGGCUGCCUCCGCUGUUUGGGUCCCAUGAACGAUGGAAGCCUCCCAGUGAGAUCUUCAGGUCUCUCAUCAGGCACAGGCUCUGAGGGAGGGUCCUGGGGCCACAUGACUGCAGCCAGCGAGGGCCGAGCCCCCAGAAUCCAGGUCAGCUCCUGGUGGCAGGGGACCUGCCCGUCAAAGCCGUCCAAGGUGAGCCAGCAAAUCCGUGUGGCCUGGGAGCACAGGUGGGCCUGCUCGGACCAUGCCCUUGGUGCAGUACAAAACCAUGUUCUGCUUCCUCUCCGAGGGUUUCCGCGGCCCUGUCAGAACAGGCUUGAUAGAUGCCCGGAGGUUCCCUCUGACAGCCGCAGCAGCAGGGCUCAAACCGGCGGGGCCGUGUACCGCUCCAAGGACAAGCUCUGCCGAGGCCGACAUGAAAAGCCAGCACGCGGGUCGCCUAGAGCCGCUCUGCCUCCAAGCUGCAGCGCCGUUCGUGAAAAUACAGAGGGAGAGGGAAGGCACAAAGAAAUACAAAACUAUUUUCCAAAUAAAAAGAAAUGUCGAAACAAGAAAGCUGUGUUCUUCAGCCUUGGCCCUGGGUCCCCCUCACCCUGUCGCAUUUCCCAGCACUGUGAUGCUUUGAAGGCCGACACCGAGACCCGCCGUGCACGACAGCCACCUCGCAGCCACUCAGACCGGCGGACCACGCUCCCCUGUUUCCAGAGAGAUGAGAGAGUCAGAAGUAAUACUUGUUUUUGCAGAACCACACUUGUGGCAAAAUAAGUUGCCUUUGGCCACGCAGGAGACUGAGUUUUGUGAGGGGUUGUCCUUCUCCCAGUCUCUCUUCCCGCUGGGAACAGAAGUGUCCAGUAAACCCACCUGCAUUCCACGUGUCCUGUGGCCGCCUCCAGUGGUGAGUCUGUGAGGCCAGAGAAGAGAAGCUAUGACCGUGCAAACAUGCAUGUUAUGGUGUUGGCUGAUGCGGAAUCAGGAAGCUUGGAGGAGCUCUUGCAUGAGGAAUUGCAGAACUUAGGGGCAUGAAUUUGCACUUCCAGAUGUGAAGGUUGCAGGCACCGGGCGUUGCAGAGGAAGUGGGCAAGCUCACCUUGUAGAGAACUUACUUGGGGUUUGUAAUUUGUAUACACUUCUUACCCAGCAGAAACAGCUUACUGAACACCCCUCGGGUGGCUGGAUGAUGUGCUAGCAACUGAAACCAUCUCUGCGACUUAAGCUUCUCUGGUGCGUCGCGCCCCACGUGCUUCUCCAGAAUCCCGUUUGGAGGGGCCAAGCAAGUCCAAUAUAGAUAGGUUUAUACUGAAGCCAUCAGUUUUGUUUCUUACAUCGUUUGUAAACAGCAGUAUUAUCCUGGAACUUGUUUCCUACAGAACUGUAAGAUAAGGAUAAAAUCCCAUCCACCUGAAUUGCUGAGAAACGUAAGAGGUGGUGUGACCCGCUGGAGCCCUGUGGAGUGGCGGACUCUGGGGAGUAGCUGGUCAGUGAGAUUCUCGCAGCAAUGUGAGGCAUCCUCCUCACAGAAAUGCAUUUACGGAUGUUGCUGUAUCCCCUGACCUGGCCUACAAGGACAGAACAGCCCUGGGGGCCACGUCCCCUCCCGGUCUCAUCUGCCGCUUGCUCACCUUGGCUGUCCAUGCACCCGUAGCUGUGACCAUGGGCGGUGGCGCCAGCUCGGACUUCACCCCGUUGGAGCGGGCAGGAUGUCACACUGAGCUAAUGUGAGAUUGUUCAUGAAGCUACAGAUCUUAGUGCUACUUGGGCUUCUCACAGCACAGAGGAGGAUUCUGAAGUGAGAGAUAAAUUGGCUUCAUGUAUGAGCAAGGGGGAAAGUGUUUUAUUUUACUAGGAAGAUUUUACUGAAAGACCAAUCCCGAAACGGCCCUUGCUUCGGCCACAGCUGCUGGGAUGUCCUCGGGCCUCCCCUGUUUGUCUGCAUGUCUUCUUGUUGCCAUCGGGGCAGUGGAGUCCCCGGAAACAGUCCAAGGCCCUGGGGUGGGGGAUUUAAAUUUUUGGCUUCCCUCAGACCUCAGACCGUGUGGGUUUUUUUUUCUUUCUUUCUUUCCUGUUCAUGGGCAUUUGAUUAAAAGUUUGUGUUUAAAGA